ACACAGGAAGCCACCACUCACUUUUCUCCGUCAUGGCGGCCCGUGUCCUGCAGCAGUGUGUCCGCUCGCUCGUCCGGCCCUCGCUGAGGCUUUCCUCCGGUAACCUGGCAGUCAGAGCCGCUGCCGCUCCGGUGGCAGUCGUCCACCGACCUCUCUCCUUCGCCGCCGACAGCCGAAGGACGCGGUGGCUCGGACAGAGCCGGGUCCCCUCAGUGGGCGUGUUGUGCCGACAGUAUGGAGACCUGCCUCCUCUCACCCUAGACACCAUCAGAGACCGCGUCAUGUAUGUCCUCAAGCUCUAUGACAAGAUCAACCCUGAGAGGCUGCAGACAUCAUCCCACUUCAUGAAAGACCUGGGUCUGGACAGCUUGGACCAGGUGGAGAUCAUUAUGGCCAUGGAGGAUGAGUUUGGCUUCGAGAUCCCCGACGCAGAAGCGGAGAAGCUGAUGAGUCCUGAGGAGAUUGUACAGUACAUCGCAGACAAGAAGGAUGUUUAUGAAUAAUCUGUUCUAUAGAGAGAGGUUGACCCCAGCGCAACCCCACAGGAAGUGCUUGUGAAGCAGAUGGGCACCAAACCAUUUCCCACUUCCUCCCCGUCAGAUGUUCUGUGCAUUGCAGCAUUGUUGGCUGCUGUGUCUUGUGUUUAACUGUAUUUAAAUGAACAUCGGAGAUAAACAUUAAAUCAGUUUUUUUUUUUCAGCUACACCCCGUGGUUCAAAUGUAUAAGUUGUCAUGACUAGAUCAAUAAAGAAAGACACAUGCUGUACA
Molecule: messenger RNA, 768 nt
Organism: Micropterus salmoides (largemouth bass)
Lineage: Eukaryota; Metazoa; Chordata; Actinopteri; Centrarchiformes; Centrarchidae
Gene: ndufab1b
Product: NADH:ubiquinone oxidoreductase subunit AB1b
Exons: 5
Coding region: 33-503 (156 amino acids)
Biological process (GO): fatty acid biosynthetic process
Cellular component (GO): mitochondrion
Molecular function (GO): acyl carrier activity; acyl binding
Source: RefSeq, a predicted model, not a curated record